Moneuplotes crassus is the source of this 2022-nucleotide messenger RNA. The record is from the annotation of a GenBank genome assembly. Lineage: Eukaryota; Ciliophora; Spirotrichea; Euplotida; Euplotidae.
AUGGAAAGUAAUAGAGAUAGAGCAAUCAAAAGGAUCAAGGUCCUUAAGAAGCAGUUCAACCCAUCAGAAGACUUCAAACGGGAGAUUGACUCUUGCACGUUUAACUUCGAUACUGCUUACGAGGUUGUUAGGAAACUCCGCCCAUCGGAGCAUUACAAAACCAUUAAAGAAGUUGACCACAUCGUAAGAUGGGAGAGGUUCGCCCAAGUGCCAAAGGAUGAGCUCAGAGUUAAGACCAACAGAUGCGUCAAGAAUAUCAUGGAUACUCUUUAUCAGAAGAAAGUGUUCACACCUGAGCAAGUUAUCACAGACCCAGAUCUUGUGAACAGAUGCUUAAUGGGAGUCUCCUGGUUCUCAGGAGAACUAUCUACCAAAAUAGCGGUUCAAACAGGACUUUAUGCCAAGAGUUUGUAUAACAUUGGAACAGAGAUUCACUCAGAAGCCCUGAUGAAAGCUGCUAAGUUCGAGGAAUGGGGGUGAUUUUGAUUAACAGAGCUUGGACAUGGAUCCGAUGUGAGUCAAUUAGAGACGACCGCACACUACGAUUCUAUGACGAAAGAGUUUAUUAUCAACUCUCCUACACCAACAUCAAGGAAAUUCUGGAUAGGAAACCUUGCGAUCACAGCUACAAAGGCUGUAGUCUUCGCUCAGCUAAUCGUAAAUGGUGUAAGGUACGGUAUUCAUGGAUUACUUGUUCAAAUCAGAGACCCAAAAACCAUGAAGUCCUUACCCGGAAUCACCAUUGGGGAUUGUGGAGAUAAACUAGGAAUAAACGGAAUUGAUAAUGGAUGGGCCUUGUUUGACAAGUGUAGAGUCCCAAAGACUGCUUUGUUGAAUAAAUAUGCCGAUGUUUCACCAGAUGGAGUGUACUCCUCAUCCAUUAAAUCCAAAGCUAAAAGAAUGGCUGUCCAACUCGGCAGUCUGAGUGGAGGAAGACUAGCUAUUGCUCAGGUCAGUGUAGAUCAGGGCCUCUACGGUCUCUCAACAGCUUUGAGAUAUACAGCAGUAAGGAAACAAUUCAAGAACCCUAAUACAAAGAUUGAGUCAAGAAUCCUUGAUUACAGAAUCUUGCAUCACAGAAUCAUUGGAAAAUUCUGCCAUCAAUUUGUCCAAUAUGUGGGAUUCAAUAAAGUAGUUGAGUUUUGGAAUCAAUUUAAGGAGGAAGGAAUCAAUGAAUCCAAGAUGACAAAUUUCAUCCACCUUAUAUCCUCGGUAUCCAAGGCAGUCCUGACAUGGGACGGAAGAGAUGCAACCACUGAGGCUAGACAGGCAUGUGGAGGGCUUGGAUUCUCUUCCUACAAUAAUUUCGGACCAUCAAUGGUCAUAAUCGAUUUAAAUACUACUUGGGAAGGAGACAAUAAUAUAUUGAUGCAGCAAGCAGGAAAAUUGAUACUCCAAAAUCUUGCCUAUUUGUUCAAGGGAAAGCCUUUGAUGCCCACAUUUGAAUUCCUUAUGGAAGAUAUCCCUGAUGUUGAGCCAUUCACAGAGUCUUUGGAGGACCUUGGCAACAUUUUGAAAUUAUUCACAUAUAGACUUGUAAAUCUAAUUCAAGAAACUGGAAGUAAACUUCAAAUGGCUGAGGAUAAGGUUUCAGAAUGGGAUAGAUUAUUGGCCUAUUACGUUUAUCCUAUGACUUUCACUUAUUUCAAUAGAUUUUUGCUUUCAGAAUACAUAAAUUGGUUAGCCAAUUUCGAUGGAGAUUUAGAGACAAAGAAAGCAUUUGAGAAGGUUGGCCUCAUCUACGGCCAGAGGGUCUUGAUCAAUGACGCUGCUAACUUCACAGAGUACCUGUCCAAGAGCCAGAUUGACGAGUUGAAGGAUAGUGUAAUGAACCAUCUUUUGGAUAUGAGAAAAGACAUUAUAGCAAUGACUUAUUUACUCCCAUUCACUGACAAGAUGUAUGGAGCUGUUGCUAGAUCAGAGAUGAAACCAUAUGAAUACUUCUUAGAUGCAGUUAACUACUACCAAUCUGGAGGUAAAUCUCGGGUCGACGAUGACAUCAUUCUCUCCACUUCAAGAUAA